AUGAAUGUCGGAAAGCAUGGAAAAAUCUAUGGCGAUCAAGUUUCAAUCCACAAAAAGCACUUAUGCAAAUUUCUGUUUGAAGUCAACAACUCAACAAUCGUCGGCGCAAUCAAAACCGACUCUCAAGAAAACCACGAAAAAACUUGGGAUCCAGUAGAUACGACCCUGGUCAUUCUGACCCUUGUUGGUUGGAUGCUUCUAUUGGUUGUUUGUUUCAACAAAUUUGUCGACGUCCUGGCUUAUCAUGCUAUUCGAAACGAGUCGCAAAUUGACAAAAACUACCGAAAAUAUCUUCAUGCGAGGGUUCAGAUUGUCAAGCCUUCUGAGAGACGCAAUGCUUUCGUAAUUGAAAAUAAAGAUGCAAGAGACAGACGAUCAUCAGAGUUUCGACGAAGCCAAUCAGAAAUCGGGGAUGAUUUUGACGAUCUGGAAUUUAUGGAUUGCCAAGAAUUUACUGUUUUCUGA
Molecule: messenger RNA, 465 nt
Organism: Oikopleura dioica
Lineage: Eukaryota; Metazoa; Chordata; Appendicularia; Copelata; Oikopleuridae
Source: the annotation of a GenBank genome assembly